Molecule: messenger RNA, 1410 nt
Organism: Caenorhabditis remanei
Lineage: Eukaryota; Metazoa; Nematoda; Chromadorea; Rhabditida; Rhabditidae
Exons: 6
Coding region: 1-1410 (469 amino acids)
Source: RefSeq, a predicted model, not a curated record
AUGCCUUUAGGCACAAGAGCUCAAACUCGUAAAAAACGAGAUCGAGAGGAGGAAGAUGACGAUGGCCAAUCAAAGCCACCUGAGUUCAAGCGUCACAACUCCAAGAAUUCCGAAGUAGAAAACUUGGAAGAUCAAGGAAUAGAGGAGGAACGCUUGAUUCAACAACAGAAUCAGCAACCAUCUUCAAGUCGUCGAAUUCCUUCAGUUGAAGAAAGAGGAUCUGAUUUGAACUUACGCAGUUCUCUGUUAUCUGUAAAUCAGUUCGAAUCACUUUCACAAAGAUCAAGAAAUAACGUGGAAGGCGAAUCAGAAGAACAAACGGGCAAUCGAAAAGAACUUGAGCUCAGCAAGUUCCAGGCAAUACUCAAUGCAGAUGGCCAUCGUUUGAAAAUAGUUGUUGAGGAAGCCGGUUCUGAACCAAACGAUAUUUUGAAAACUAUUCCGAUCAAGUGCUUGAAAUGCGAAACACAAUGCAAGAAUACUGAUGAGUUGGCUCAACACUACUUGGCUGACCACGCUAACCAAGAACAAAAAGACUACGUCGCGCUUUACAAUUGCUUUGAGAGAGAAAUGUGGCAAGAUCUCGAACGAUCUAUAAACAAUCAAAGAAUGGAGACUUUUGUGAUCAAGCGAUUCUUUGUUACCAGAAAAUUUGUUCUUCGCAUUCCAUUCGACAGCGACAUUGUUCCGUAUGUUUUGCCAACGGAGACAAAAGUGUUUCUGCACUCAUGCCCAACUGGUACGAAGUACUUUUUUCAAACCGCUCUAACAAGAAAAUCAAAAGUCGUUCAAGUUUAUUUUGUAUUUGAUGACCAUGUAAAGCCUCAAACGUUUGCGCGCAAAGCAAGAGCAGAAAAGAUAUUGAAGAUCUUCCAAGAAAUUGAAGGUUAUUCUGCGGAACAGUUGAUCUCGUUGACUCAAGAAGACAGAGCAGGAUUGAUCGAACUCCUCGAAGGACAAUCAAAUAGUAGACUGCGAAAAGAAAAAAAAGAAUUCAAUUGCGAUUUGUUGAGUAGACUGCAGGCUAUUGGCAAUGCAAAACGAAUGAAUCCAGUUCAAAUUAAAGAAGCAAUUGAAAAGGGAUCUCCAGGCUUCGAAAAACAAGACAUUCAGCCAAUACAUAUGAAGAAAAAGCAGACGGCGAACCUGGCUGUAGAGCCAACGGAUACUCCGCAAACGAAGGAGACAGCAAAGCCGAAAGAUCAAAAGAAGGCCAAACCAACAAAUCAGAAAAUGGCCAAAUCUGGAAUUCAGAGACAGGCCGCACCGAUUGCAAAGAAGAUGGCGAAGAAAACGGCUCCAAAAAGAGAAAGUUCAGGACCACAAAAGCAGAGUGCUUCAAGUAAAAAAAAGCAAAAAGUAGAUGUUAAAUUACAUUCCAAACCCUUGCAUCUAUUAUUUACUGCUUAA